Molecule: messenger RNA, 1407 nt
Organism: Aspergillus alliaceus
Lineage: Eukaryota; Fungi; Ascomycota; Eurotiomycetes; Eurotiales; Aspergillaceae
Exons: 1
Coding region: 1-1407 (468 amino acids)
Source: RefSeq, a predicted model, not a curated record
AUGAACAACCUCCCUCCAGAGAUUAUUUUGAAAAUCUUAGAUUACGCGGAUUCCGAAAGGAGCUCACUGUUAAGGAUCAACUCUCAUUGGUUUCAGUGUGGAAUUUCCGUUGUAUGGCGAGAUGUGCGGUGCGAACGCCUGGCUAAGAUAGCGAAGAACCGUCAACAGAUCUAUGCCUCUGUGAUCCGAUCAUUCUAUGCCAACGGAUAUAAAGUGAACGCCUUCCGUCACCUCGCCUUUCCAAAACUGACCCAGCUUCAAUUGAUCUUCAGCUUUCAGUGGAGGUCUAGAUUUGAGCCUCUAAAGAUAGUAGAAUCCAAUCUCAAACCUCUCCUCCCCUCAGGACUUCACACGAUUUCCCUUUCGGGCUACUUUGAUCCAGACUUACUUGUUUACGUCCGUCUUCAGUGCCCCCAGCUACGAGGUUUGCAGAUCAGCUGCCCGAAUCCUCCGAGUCCUCAUCUUACACCAGAAUUCGUUCUCAAGUUCCUUCGGAGCAGCCCAACUCUCUCAGAAAUAAGUCUCGGCAUAAUGAUAACUGGUGACAUUUUCGAUCAUCUAGCAGAGCGCGGGAAUUUGCGCGAAUUCUUUUGCACCAAGCAGAUUGUUGAUACAUAUAUACUAGAGAAACUGAAUACUUCAUCGCCAUUUCCCGUGCUGCGCAAGUUGAAAAUAAGCGUCAUGGAGGACGCCUUUCCGUCCCUUACGGAUGCGGUACAAUCAGUUAGGGAACUUGACUUGACUCUCGUACACGACGAUGAUACCAAUGUGCAGGCGAACAAUGUGUUGCGAGACGUUUUCAAAUUGGCGGGACUACGCGAAUUGAUCUUAACUAUACAUUAUAACCCUAUGUGUUCUAUAGUCAUAGACAAUGAGGAACUGAUGUCUCUGAGAAGCCUGUCACAUUUGGUCAUGUUGAAUAUCAGUGCAUCUUGGGGGUCUUUUCUCCGGGCACCCUGCUUCACGGACCGCGACUUUGCGCAACUGUUCACAAAUCUUGCCCAUCUGCAACACCUCCAUCUCAACGUCUCUAUGCCUAAGCGCACGACUGUCUCUCUUGUGGCCUUAGGGAAAUGCUGCCCGUCCCUCCGAACACUACGACUCACAGAUGCCCUUGAUAUGAUGGUGCUCCAAUCGGAGAAAGUGCCGUUGCUUCCGAAGCUUGAGAAGCUUACUAUUGACACAUUCACCAAUAGUGAAUCAAGGAUCAGGUUCGUUCGGAAAUACUCCCUUGCGUGCUCCCUCUUUGACUUUUCAUGCCUCAGAUCUCCGCAUCAACACGCUUUUCAAAUCCAAAGGUCCUUCCCAAAACUCAAACGGCUUGAGGCUAUCAUGAUAUUAGAUAGCAUGGACCCAAGGCUGGACUUCUCUGCACGUAUCGUAGAUAUCUGGAAGAGUCUAAACUGA